AUGGUUCUGUUCUNAACAAGCUUCGUACACAUUGCUUCGACAUUUAUUGCAUUAUUUGACUGUGUAAUCUUAGAUAUUACAUUAUAUUAAUUUCAAGAAGAGAGAUUGUUGCAUCUCUUCUUUAUUUGGUUUUACUUAAAUAAUUUAGUGAAAGCACAUACCAAAGAAUAGUUGAAAAUAAGCUCUAAGAAGAGAAGUUUUAGAUUUUCAACACAUUUAUAAACCGUUUAUUGA
Messenger RNA from Paramecium octaurelia, 234 nucleotides. NCBI's taxonomy places the organism in Eukaryota, Ciliophora, Oligohymenophorea, Peniculida, Parameciidae. The record is from the annotation of a GenBank genome assembly.